Dendrobium catenatum is the source of this 693-nucleotide messenger RNA. RefSeq lists its product as uncharacterized. The transcript has 5 exons. The record is from RefSeq and is a predicted model, not a curated record. Bases 113 to 670 code for a protein of 185 amino acids. Lineage: Eukaryota; Viridiplantae; Streptophyta; Magnoliopsida; Asparagales; Orchidaceae.
CGGUGGAAAUCCUCUCUUCAUUAAAACAAAACAGGUCCACAAAUCGGCGUAACCCUACUCUCAGUUUCUCUUUUUCCGAUCCCUUGGUAGACAUUCUCACCAUCGGGCCGCCAUGCUACAGUCAGGCCUUCUAUUGUGGCCAUGUUCUGCAACUCUAGGUUAUGUCACAUUCAAACAGUUUUGCCAUAAUAAAGCUCCAGUUUUCUCAAGAAAAAUUGCUUUAGGUUUGACUAAUAGACACUCAGUUUCUGAGAUUGCUAAAUGUAACAGUUCAUCAUCCUCUGGUGACACUUCCCAGGAUUCUAAUGGUUAUUCUGACAAGGAAAAGGUGCCCUUUGGAUAUACAAGAAAAGAUGUGCUCCUAAUUGGUGUUGGUCUUACUGUAGCAGGUGUUGGUCUGAAGAGUGGUUUGGAGUUUGCCGGAGUAGAUCCCUUACAGUCUGGGAAUGUAGUGCAGUUGGUGUUAGUCUUGGGACUAACUGUUGGAUGGAUUUUUACUUACAUCUUUAGGGUAUCAAACAAAGACAUGACUUAUGCCCAACAAUUAAGAGACUACGAGAACAAAGUGAUGGAGAAACGGCUGGAGAGUCUCUCUGAAGCUGAAAUGGAGGCACUGCUGGAGCAAGUUGAGGAAGAAAAGAGACUUCUAGCAAACAGAGAGCAAGGCUAAUUUUGUUUUCUUAGAUCAGGGCC